AUGGGCGGGAUAGGUAAGACCACUCUUGCCAAAACUGUUUAUUCGAAGCCAAUCAUUGAGCAUCGUUUUGAUUUUCGUGGAUGGGCUACUAUUUCUCAACAAUACAACACAAGGGAAAUUCUUUGUGAACUUGUUUCUCAAGCCACUAAAAAAAGCAAGGACCAACUUAGUGAAAAGAGUGAAGAUGAACUAGGAUUAGAGCUCUACCAGCAUUUGUCAGGUAGAAGGUUUCUAAUUGUGAUGGAUGAUAUGUGGAGUAUCGAUGCAUGGGAUAGGAUACAACGUUUCUUUCCCAGAAAUGAGAAUUAUAGUCGGAUAUUAGUGACGACUAGGCUUUUACACUUGAGUUCCCAAUUGAACAACAAUUAUAGCCAUCAAAUGGAAUUUUUAGAUGAGGCCAGAAGCUGGGAACUCUUCUCAAAAAUUGUGUUUGGGGUUGGAAGUUGCCCUCAUGAGUUAGAGAAAAUUGGAAAGAAAAUAGUAGAGAAUUGCAGAGGACUUCCUUUAUCAAUUGUUGUAGUGGGGGGUAUUUUGAGAAAUAGGGAACACACUCUAGGAGUUUGGGAAUCAAUUAGGAAGAACUUAGCUUCAGAAGUGAAUUUGGAGAAUGAUAACCAUUGCAUGAAACUGUUGAAAAUGAGCUAUAAUCAUUUGCCAGUUUAUUUAAAGCCUUGUUUUUUGUAUAUGGGAGUGUUUGAGGAAGAUGAUUCGGUUAGAGUCUCAACAAUCGUGAAGCUAUGGGUUUCUGAAGGAUUUUUAAAACCCAUGAAUGGAAAAAGUUUGGAAACUAUUGCCGUAGAGUUCUUAAAGGACUUGGUUGAUAGAAAUCUCAUUCUAGUUGAUAAAGUGGGGUCUACAGGAAACAUAAAAUUUGUCAAAAUUCAUGAUUUGUUGAGGGAUUUAUGCUUGAACCAGAGCAAGAAAGAUGGGUUCUAUCAUGUCAUAGGGAAUUCUAGUCCUCGAGGCAUAAGUAGCCAACGCCGCGUUGUUAUACCCAGGAACACGCCAAAAAAGAAAGUCCUGGUCGACUUGCAGUCUAUGCGAAGUGCUCGUUCCAUUAUCAGUGAAUAUGACGAAGUCCCGCAUAUUAAGAAUUCCGGGUUGCUUAGAACAUUACAUGCAUACCGAUAUUUUGAAUAUAAUAGCUACGUUAUUUUAAAUUUGCGCCACCUUGCUGUUGAAGUUGGUAGCAUGUCCUUGAUCUUUACCUCAUUUACUCUCUUCUGGAAUCUGCACAUAUUGAUUGUUUCUUGUGAAGAAGAUUUCACUGCUUCUGCUGAGAUUUGGAGAAUGCCACAACUUAGGCAUAUUGAAAUGACUGAAAGAAGUUUUUAUCUUCCAGAACCUUCGAGUGAUGAUGUCGUCGUCAUGGAGAAUCUACUGGUGCUUAAGAGAAUAGCAAAUUUCAAGUGCAGUGAAGAGGUAGUUAAGAGAAUUCCCAAUAUCAAAAAAUUGGGGAUAAAGUAUUUUGGGAGCGGGGGAAUCGAGCAUGAUGAUUAUUAUUGUCUAAACAAUAUCAAACGUCUGUGUAAAUUGGAAUCACUCCACGUAUAUUGUUGGUUUGAUUUUAGAGCUUCUCUGUAUGUGCUCACAUUCCCCCAAAGCCUCAAGAAGUUGACUCUUAACAUGAAAGAUGGCUUUGAAUGGGAAAAAAUGUUGGAAAAGAUAGGUGCAUUGCCCUUUCUCGAGAAGUUUGAGUUGUGCGCGGGUUGCUUUGGAACAGGCAAGUGGGAAAUGGUCGAAGGCCAGUUCCCUUCCCUCAAAUACUUGGGAUUGCAUUUGUGUCCCGGUUUGGAGCAUUGGACUGCGGAAUCGAACUCCAUCUUUCCACGCCUUGAGAAGCUUCAUCUUGUUUAUAUGCUAGAGUUAAAGGAGAUCCCGAUUCAAAUUGGAGACAUACCGACGCUGCAAAAGAUAUGGAUGACCAAUUGUGGCGAAUCCGCUAUGAUGUGCGCAAAGGAGAUCGUAGAGGAACAAGUGGAAUUACAAGGGGAAGAUCUUUCAUUUCAUGUUCGAGUUUGGCUUCCGUAUGAGAACGAAGCAGUGCAGAGCUUGGCAGGCCCCAACUUCGAAGAGUUUCUCGAAGCUUACACCUCCUCUGUUUCCGACGAAGCAGAUCCCUUUGAGAUGCGUAUUGCAGAUGUAGCUUAUGCAGCUGAAGAAGCCAUCGAAUCUCAUAUCGUGGCCAAGAUUCAGCUGAGAAGAUCCAGAGAAACCAUUUGCAGCCACUUCCGCAGCUGCUUUCGAGCUGAGGAAGAGAUGAACUAG
This is a messenger RNA of Salvia miltiorrhiza (redroot sage), 2268 nucleotides long. RefSeq names its product putative late blight resistance protein homolog R1B-16. Gene Ontology annotation, biological process: defense response to other organism. The coding region runs from base 1 to 2268 and encodes 755 amino acids. Gene Ontology annotation, molecular function: ADP binding. Lineage: Eukaryota; Viridiplantae; Streptophyta; Magnoliopsida; Lamiales; Lamiaceae. The record is from RefSeq and is a predicted model, not a curated record. The transcript is spliced from 2 exons.